AACCCGCAUCAAAUUAAAACUUUCUCCCCGCACAAAAGCUUCACGUUCGUUCAGUCCUCCCCUUCUCCUGUCGGUGGGAAGUUAGCUAAUUCUCCAUGUAAUCUGUUCCUAUUCACUUUCAUUCAGAUUACUCUCACUAACCUACGACCCAUCAUGACUGCAAUCUUGUCCGUUCACGUUGCUCUCCUGGUGGCUGGGACCACCCUUUUCGGUUGGAACUUGGUAAGGGCUCCCGCUCCAUUAGUAUUGGGAAUUUUGUCUAACUCUGUUUAUACCCUAGGCCGAAUUGAACGCCCCCCAGAAAGCAAUUCAGGGUGACUUGCACCUCAAUGCGGCCCAAUUCGGUAAGCUGACAGAAUCCUUACUUGUCAAACUCUAUGUUGCAAUCUGCCGGUUGUGUUUUCCUUCCCGUGAACUGUCCUGUGGCACUGCAAAUAUUAUGCCGUAUCAGCCCACCGGCUGAAAGCCGCAGGACCUAGCCCUCUGUUCCUCCUCCAGAGUGCCAGCCGCUUUGGUCAGGUCUUUCCGUGCCGGGUCCAUUCCUCUUGCUAACUAUCCCAUUCACCUAGGUCUUGCCUCUAGUAUUCUAGCCAUCGGAGGCCUAUUGGGUUCUAUCAUCACCACCCCCGGCAUGAACGCUCUAGGGCGUAAAAAGAUUCUUGUCAUUGCCGCUAUGUUUUUCACGAUCGGAGGAAUUCUUAAGGCCGCAGCGGGAGGUCCCGUGGCACUCACUGCUGGGAGAUUCCUCAGUGGGAUCGGUGCUGGUUCUGCAGCGGUUGUUGUUCCCAUUUACAUCAACGAGCUUGCACCACCAUCUUCCCGAGGUGCCUUGUAAGUCACUCACUCCGGUUUCUAGCAUUGGCUAAUUAUUGCAGUGGUUCCCUCACUCAAAUCUCGAUUAAUUUCGGUAUCCUGUCCAGUCAGGUUAUGGGAAUUUUUUUGGGUCAGUUACAAUUCCCCAUGUUGCUGUUCCCUUAAUUCUAAUCGGAUUUGUUACUAUGAUGCAGAAGAAGAGGGACAAUGGCGCCUUAUUCUCCUUGUUGGGGCUGUAGUUGGUUGUGUGCAGGGAGUUGGUCUGCUGUUUCUUGCAGAGUCCCCGGCAUCCUUGGCGGCUUCCGGAAAUUUGGAACAAGCUAGGCGUGAGCUUAUUAAGAUUCGGGGGACCACGGAUGUGGAGGAGGAACUCGCCGGAUAUCAAAUCCCACAAGCUGGUAUAUUCUUUUCAUUCUCCCCACAGCAGGCAUCUGUCUAUUUAGCAAGGAUACUAAUGUUGAGUGGUUAGGGAAUACCGAGGGGACUGAAACAGAGCGUGCAGAUGGAGUGGAACCUCUCAUUGCGGCCGAGGCUGGUACGUCCCUAUCCCAAUUGCCUGCCACAGCUGUCACUUUUUUUUUAACUCUGAUACUCAUCGCCCGUGACCAGGUCAAUCCGCGGGAACUGAGGAUACCCAGGCAGUUGAUGAAAAUACUCCUCUGGUCGAGGACGGAACGACUACCAACCCUGCGAGUAACCAGAUUGGGCUUCUAGAAUUUGUGACCAAACGCCAAUUCCGUCUUGGUUUCAUGAUUGUUGCUGGCUUAAUGUUGGCACAACAGCUUACGGGUUCGUGACACCCUACUGUUUAGAUCAUGUUGACUAGAUUGUUAUUUUUGGCUAAAAAUCUGGAUUUACUCACUAUCAGGAAUUAAUGCGGUUGUGUUCUAUGGCGUCUCAAUCCUCGAGGAUCUCUUCCCCAAUUCUGCUAAGUACCUCAAUGCGGCAAUCUCGGCAGUCAACUUGCUUGUCACGUUGGGGGCAUCAUUCUUGUUUGACACCAUGAGCCACACCACUUUGCUCCUAAGGUCUAUACUUAUGAUGGCGUGCUCCUCGGCUCUCUUGGCUGUGGGUAUCUGGUUCAAGCUUGCCACCCUGUCUGCAAUUUCAACCUUAUCUUUUGUCUCGGGCUUUUCCAUGGGCUUGGGCCCUCUUCCUUGGAUGGUGGCCUCUCAACGGAUAGAACCUAACGGUGUCGGUGCUGCACAAUCAAGCGCCCUAAUUGCUAAUUGGAUUGGCACUUUCGUUGUCAGCUUUGCCGUUCCGGUUAUCGCUCAUGCUGCUGGAAUGCACGCUGUUUUCAUCUCCUUUGCGAUCCUGGGCGCUGCUUUCUACUGGUGGGGCUUUUACUACUUGUAGUGUGACCUCGCGGGAUAUGGUAGGAUCGGCGGACCUUUGCAGACAUUGUAUCUUGUCUCUCUUAUGGCUUCUUUGUGCUUUUUUACUGGAGGACAGUGCAUCGGGAUUCCAGUGAAAAGAAAAGAAAUUGCAAUUUUUUCCCACGUUAUUUACAAUGCUAGGUGUUUCUUUCUCCUCUGGGCGCUUUCUCCACAUGUGGUAUGACUUUGUCACAUAUCCUGAACUUCGUGGCCAUUUUCAGAUGCCCUGUUUCAUCUCUCCUCUCACUGAUUUCUUUUUUUUGUUCUGGGACAAUACAAGGAGAUACCUGUGAUUAACUUCUUUUUCACGACAUCUUUCUAGCUAUCUUUACCCCCAAAUGUCGAUACUCCGUAAUAUCACGGAGAAUGAAAUUGUUUCAUGAAAAUCAACCUCUACGUUUACCACUUUCAUCUUCCAGAGAACCUCCCUUCUUGGGUGACACGCUGCAACAC
This is a messenger RNA of Tuber aestivum (summer truffle), 2645 nucleotides long. Lineage: Eukaryota; Fungi; Ascomycota; Pezizomycetes; Pezizales; Tuberaceae. The record is from the annotation of a GenBank genome assembly.